Arabidopsis thaliana (thale cress) is the source of this 959-nucleotide messenger RNA. RefSeq lists its product as hypothetical. The record is from RefSeq and is marked reviewed. NCBI's taxonomy places the organism in Eukaryota, Viridiplantae, Streptophyta, Magnoliopsida, Brassicales, Brassicaceae. The coding region runs from base 141 to 710 and encodes 189 amino acids. The transcript is spliced from 2 exons.
AAAAAAUAAUUGCCGCCCGAUAAUAAUAACUUCUUUAUAAAGCAACUCUUCUUCUUCUUUCUCUCUUCACUUUCUCUCUUUUUAACCUUUUUCUAAUUACCACUUUCUUCUCCAUAUACAAAAAAAACAGAGAACUCACAAUGUGCGAUUCAGAUUUUCUCUCUCGUUGCUCUUCCUACGAAGCAGACGUUGAUUCCGACAGCGAGAUCUCGACCUCCAGUUUCAGUUCUUGUUCGUACAGUGAAUCUGAGGAAGAAGAGAUCAACAAUGGUUUUGGUGUUGUUCAGUCGAAGAAGCAAACGAAGAAACUGGAGAAGAAGAAGAGUAAUGUGUUGUUAGAAGGUUACGUUGUAGAUUCAGCUGUGAAUGAUGAUUUGAAGAGAACCAAGAGUUUAACGGACGAUGAUCUCGAGGAGCUUAAGGGAUGUGUAGAUCUAGGGUUUGGGUUUAAUUACGAGGAGAUUCCUGAACUUUGUAAUACUUUACCAGCUCUUGAGCUCUGUUACUCGAUGAGUCAGAAGUUUAUUGAUCAAGAUCAUCAUCACCAUUCUUCUUCUUCGCCAGAGAAGAAAUCAUCGGUUCUUGAUUCUCCUGUUAGUCCUAUUGCUAGCUGGAAGAUCUCUAGUCCUGGUGAUAAUCCUGAUGAUGUUAAAGCAAGGUUGAAAUUUUGGGCACAAGCUGUGGCAUGUACUGUGAGGUUAUGUACUUGAAGAUGAGAUUUGGAUUUGAUCAACCAAAAGCUGAGGAAUCAAUGGAGGAGGAAGAAGAUGGUGAAACCAGACAAUUUGCAGGAGUGAAAUCUCUUAUGAGACUGACCUGCUUGAAAACAACCAUUGUUGUAGAGCUCUUUGCUCACACUGUAUGUAUAAAAAGAUUAAUGAUCUAAGAAGAUUUUGCUAGGACAUUGUUGUAAUGGAUGAUUAAUAAGAGAGAAAUAAAUAAAACUUUGUUCUUUAUUG